Messenger RNA from Drosophila teissieri, 3312 nucleotides. RefSeq lists its product as uncharacterized. The record is from RefSeq and is a predicted model, not a curated record. Bases 151 to 2886 code for a protein of 911 amino acids. The transcript has 3 exons. NCBI's taxonomy places the organism in Eukaryota, Metazoa, Arthropoda, Insecta, Diptera, Drosophilidae.
CCUGGCUGUCAGACAGAGAAAAAAUCGGGGAAAGGAAAGCAUUUUUUGGGGCGCGCUUGUUGUGUUGGAAAAAAUCGCAAAGAAGCCAGUUAAUUGGAAGUAGCGGCGAGUGCUCGACGAAAAGGUAACUCCGGGUAAGCACUAUUCGGAAUGGACUACCGCCAAAUGAAGAACGACGCUUACGGCAUUGGCCAGCGGCGCGGAAUGGGGAGCUCCAGCGUCGGUGGUGGAGGAGGAGGCGGGAUGUAUUCCUCAAACUUCGGCGGUGGCGGUGGCGGCGGCGGUGGUAGUGGCGCCAAUUUCGGCGGAGGCGGCAAUAACAGUGGCGGAGGCUACGGCGGCAAUAACAGUGGCGGAGGCUACGGCGGCAAUCCAGGUGGCGGAGGCUACAGCGGCAACCGGAAUUCCAGUCCAGAUGGUGGCAACUUCAGUCGCGGUGGCGGUGGCGGUGGCUACAACAACAUCAACAGUGGCGGCAACAACAGCUACCAACGUUCCGGAGACGGAGAUCGGACCGGAUUCAAUCCAAGCAACCAGCGUUUCGGCGAUAAUUACCAGGACAACUUCCGUGGCGGACAGUCCUCCAAUUUCGGACAAGCGAACCGGGGCUCAUCCAAUUCGGGCAACGUAGCCCGCUUGCUGGAACUGGAAAACCGCCUGCCCGGUAACUCUGGUAAUUUUAACAUGGACCGCAAUCUGGACAACUAUCGAGGACCCCAGUCGCAGGGAAGCGGCGAUAGAUUUUUCAACGAUGAACCUAGAAAUCAGGGAUCUUUUGGUAACUUCGGUCCCAACGAUGGAGUCCCAUUUGGCGGCAACAGUGGUUCCUCCUUUAGCGGCAACAAUGGCCCCUCUUUUGGUGGAAACAAUGGCGCCACUUUUGGAGGCAAUAAUGGACCUUCCUUUGGAGGAAGCGAUGUCCCUUUUGCUGGAAACACUGGCCCCUCAUUCGGAGGAAACAAUCAACGCAACUUCAACAAUGACAAUUUCUCAAACAGAGGUCCUAACUUUGAUGACCAGCGUUCUGGCUUCAAUGAUUCCUACGGACGCGGUGGAAAUCAGGGCAACUUUAGCCAGAACACUGGAAACUUUGGGGAGAACAAUAGGGAUUCAGGAAACUUCAACAACCGCGGACCGGCUAUCGGAGGAUCCGGAGGCCCAGGCUAUAACCAAAAUUCUGGUGGCAACUUUGGCAACAGCAACUCCGGAGGCGGCUUUAGCAACAACAUUAGUCGCACCUUCCAAGACUCUCGCAACAACUGGAAUAAAUCGCAAACAUCCUCGUUCCAGAACGCUGGCUAUCAAUCCAGCAGUAGGGGUGGUGGUGCCAGCGGAGGAGGAGGAGGCGGCGGCGUCGGAGGUGGAGGUGGUGGCGGCGGAGGAGCAGGAGGAGUUUGUGCCGGUGGCUCUGGAUGGGAAGCUAGUCAGCGCGCCUUUAACUCGAAGCGCAAUCAGCUGCAGAAGAUGAAUCUAAACAAUGGUGGAUCUGUCCGCAAGCCAGGUCCACAGCCUGCCGCCAGGGCGGUCCAGAACUUGCGCAACAAUCCUCAGAAGGCUGCAGCAAUCGUUAAAACCGCGGGCACGCCCAUUGUGGCCAACAACAGGAACAACCAGCCUAACAAGCCCGCCAACCAGCGACCGGGCAAUGCGGCUGGAGUACAAAAGAAACUACCCGUUGCAGCACCAACUCAGUAUAAAGUCAACAACUUAGUUCCCAAGGCGAGUACGGCUGCAGUCGCCAACAAGAAGCCACCGGUGGCUGGACAAGCCGUGAGGAGCGGACCCCAAGCAGCCAGGACGGGACCACAGGGAUUGAGAACUGGACCACAGGGAUUGAAAACUGGACAACAGCUGCAGAAGACGGGACCACUGGCACCUAGGACUGGCCAGCAGGCAGUGAAAGGUGGACCACAAGUAGGCAAGCCAGCAGGAGUGCCUAAUAGGCCACCAAAUGCUCCUGGAUACCCCGUCCAAGUUGGCCAGAAGCGUGUAGCCCCAGCUCCACCGCUGGAAACUGAGGCUGCCUCCAAGUCGGUCAAGAAAUGGCGACGCGUGGCACGCAAGCGCGGAUUCCUAAUUGGCGGAUUCAGGAUUCCCUAUCUCAACGAUCAGCCGAAAAAGCUCCCACAACCCGAGGCGGACUCAUAUGCCUUGACCUUCUUCGAACAAACCUUCAAUUACAGUACAAACCAGGACGCCACCGAGGAGGACUUCCUAGAGGCAGCCGUAGUGCUCAACGAGGAUUCGGAAGACGAAUCGGUUGCCGACGACGCCAAGUCGGCUCGCAAGCUUUCGAAGCGCAACAGGAAGCGCAUAAGGUCCGAAUGGGCCCCGCUGAACGAAUCGAAGAAAUAUAAUGAUUGGGGCAACUGGUGGAAGGACUACAAGAAUGUGGGCGAGGAGAUCGACCAACAGCUGUUGGAGUGCGGGAACCUGAACCUGGAGCAUUGCUUCCUACCCAAUCUGCCCAAGCUCACCACAGAGCAGGUGGUUUACGCCAUCAUAAAAUCGGCACACUUCGGUCUCGAGAAGAAUGCCGAUGUGCCGUACGACACUAUGAAGACCAUCUUUACGUUGAUGAACCGCACCCUUCUGGAUAACCUUACGGAUCUGAACAUGGUGGAGAUCCAGGACAUCAUUCGCGGCAUACCCAACGACCUCUGGGUAUACAAGUUGCGCAGCAUGGUCUUCCUGUGGGCCAAAUACAAGAGCAUUACUAAUUCCAAGUCCACCGCCGAGGACGACGUCAAGGAUCAGCAGGCAAUCGCCCGCGAAUGGAAGAGUCCAUGCUUCCACUGGCUGGCCAAACAGGCUUUCGACGAGCUAGUGGCAAUCAGCGAAACCGAAUGGAAAGACCACCGCACCGUCUUUCCCUCUAUAGAGUAAAUCAAUUUGGAAAUUAGACAUACCCUCCUUCUCAACACCCAAACAUACAUUGGUCCCAACAUUGGACCGAACAGAAAGUAGGUUCUUCUUCAGCAUUAUUUUAUCGAUUGUAUGAUUUUGCAUCUAGUUGUAUUAGAGACCUUUAUUAUUGCACACAUGAAGAACCAUCUCCUGACUUUAAGAAGUGGUCUGUAAUUAAAUCAGAAUGCUUUUACAAAUAAAAAAAAAUUUACCCAGAACGGUGUAUUAUGCGCUCUGGGAAAUUACUAUAAUACUGAUCAGAAACGUUCUUCCUACUAGGAAGGUCGAUUGCAAUUAUGUCUUGUAUCUUCAAAACAUGUAUUUGGGUAAGAUAUAUUAAUUCAAGUUCAUAAAAUUGUAUAUGACGCUAGAAGAAUCCUAUUGAUAAAGAAGUAGAUUGUAAUU